AUGCCGAAGCUGGACGCGAUCUCGAAGGGGCCGUGGCGCCACAUUAGCCAGCAGCAGCGUCAGGCACGGCAGGUGCAACGCGCCGAGCCAACCAUUGGCGAAGUCCCGGCGCAGUCGUCGCCGAUGACAACACAAGCCGUGACAGGAGUGCGGGUGGUUGAGGAUGCGCACGAUGACGAAAACAAUGUGGAGCGGACGCAGGAGCACUCCCAUAUUGUGAACACUCAGAGCGAAACCCCACAACAGCCGCAUUCGUGUUUAGAGGAAUCCCAUGUGCACUCCGCUGCGCGCCUGAUCCACCGCCGCGGCAGGUCAGUGCUGCCACAGCCGCGGGAGACGCUCACAAAUUGGAAGGUGGCUGUGGAUGGUGGUGUUGCAGGAAAUGAUGACAACCGAGCGCGACAGGGGCCAAUGCAGUCCCCCUCAGAACCGACCGCACGCGCGCUGGAGGAGUUGUUUAACGAGGAGCAAAGCGCAGAGGAGCAGCAAGUACAGCAGGGUGUGGCGGUGCAGCGUGUUGCGCAGCUCUUGUCGCCGUCGUCGCCGCACCAGCGUACCAACAGAGCCGAAGAGGAGGAUCUCUUCUCGAAUAUUUCGACUCGCGCGUACAGCAGCACCGUAGCCUUUGACCAGGCCGGCAUCGCGACAGUGAACGCGUCUCGCCGCACCGCGCUGCGUCAGUGUGCGUCCGACGUGCCGCCACCGGCGCCUCAUGUAACUAGCACGGCGGUGCGAGCUGUGCCUCACGCAUCCCCGGGGCCGCUGUGGGUGUGGCUACCAAGACGCGUGGAGGCGCUGUGCGCACUGACUUCUCUGGGCAGUCCGCAAUUGAUGCGCAGCGUGGCUGACGGCGACCGCAGCCAAGACCGCAUUCGCACAACUCCUCCACACCGGCGGUCAUCGACUCUGUUCUUCGCACGUGGUGGUCGCGGCACAUACAGUGCGCUGCGCGACUACAUCGGCGACGGUGAUUACGGUUUGCAGGUCGCUCUGUGGCGUCGCACGCCUUGUAGCACGCCACCACGCACAGGGCUGACAGCGGGCGGGGCUAACGGCGCACCCACGUCGUUGCUAUCAUCUCCGCGCUGGAGCGUGACGGCCUAUGAGCCCCUGAGUCUGUCGCUUCCAGCGACGGCGCUGUGUGGCAACGAUGCUAGUCAAGGAUGGGUGCCUCAGCAGGCACCCGUCAGCUUCACCAACUUCUCUCAUCCCAGCAACAGCGUGGACAGUAACGUUCAGCGCCGCCACAGCGCUCGCGAGGACGAGAGCGUGGCGGUCAAUGCUCAAGACGAUGAAGAGGCUGCUGCGGUGAGUAAGUGCCAUGAUCACCCUUCACUUACGGUGAUGGCGUCAGCGCACAGCCCAGCACCCCCAGUCUCGGUGGCGACGCGGGUGUACUGGGGUACUGCUCCACCGUUGAGAGGGACAGCGCCAAGCAUGCUGCACCACGGUGGCACGACGGCCAUCGAUGCCUAUGAUGCAGGUAGCGACGGCGCUGCCUUCGCAGGCAGCAGGAGCGCUGGUCAGAUCAUUCGCAACAGCGCGCUCGACCAACGAGCUCGCUAUUCCUCUGUGAGCCCCGCCGAUGAGUCCUCCUCCAUCAUGGCCACAGCGCUACCAAGCCAGCACCAGCGAGGCGGUCCAAGGGGCUAUGGCAGCAGUGGCGCACGCCCUUUACGCGACUCCGCCACAGCUGGCUUUGACCGCGAUGAGCUGUUCUGCGAGCCGCCAUCUUCGCCGCUGUCGGCAACGUGCCGGCAACUACCUGCUGUCUCCGGCAGCGUUGCCUGUGUGCCGAUACCCUCCAUGGAGCUGCGGAUCACCCUUCCCUGGCUGCUGCACACCUCCACGCUCCCACCCGUGGCGGCUGAAGCGCUGGUAUGCUGUCUGGAGGCACAUAUCCGCGCACAUCUACCACGAGCGACAGCAGCGCAGGGGAAGCGGAAUGGCAUGUGCGGCCCUCGACCCAGCGGAGCAUGCGCACCGGGGCCUGCGCUAGCACGUGCGCAGCCCACGCCCGCACCGCGAGAGGCUCCGCCGCUGCCAUCUCCACCACCGUUCUGGGUGGCGGCCUUUUCUUACACGGAGGGGCUGCAGAUGUACGCGACAAACCAGGCUUCGUCCCUCAUCCACGCCGCGGAGGACACCACGGGGCGCGAUGCCGCUCGCGAUUCCUGCGCUGACCCGCGUCACGACCACUGUGGCCUCGCUUCCGCAGCGCAGCUGAACCUCAUCGCUUGGCCCGCGUGGGUGCCCGAGGCGCAGACGAGCGUACGGCUGCUCGCCGCGCUCACGUCGGGCGCCUUUACGCUGAUUGAGACCAUCGCGCGAGCACUCGACCAGGCGACCGCUGCUGCUGCUGCGCCAGUAGACACGGACACAGCGGUGGAAAGAGGCACUAAAGCUCGCAGUGGCGGAAAGGAAAGGCACAAUGCAGGAGCUGACCCACACACCGUGCGCGGCGGUGCGCCACGCUCCACCGCCACGCACCCUCACGGUGCCGUCACCGCGCUGCACGAGUUUCAUGUCUUCUUUGAGGCUGUCUUUGGCGAUGCGGCCAACAAGCGCCUUUGCCGACAUGUUCGCGAUCGCCUUCCGAUGCACGUGCGGGACUUGAGCGAGCUGUUGAGCCGGCCGUGGUGUGGCGUCGCGAGGGACACUGUGGACGGUAAUGCGGCGACCACCACAGUUACCGUCGCCACGGCCGGCGUUUGGCGAGCUCGCUGCCCCUCCAUACUGGACCUUGUUCACCACCUCGCUCGUGCAUGGAUGGAGGAGUGCUUUGCUGGGUUGGCGGACCGACUGCACGAGUUCCUCAUCACCCACAACCCUGGCGUGGUGCUCGAUCUCAUCUGUGCGCAUGCCAACGACAGCGACGGUGCCGUGCCUCAUGAGGACUUGUGUGAGUGCGCAAGACUGCUGAAGGGCGUCUGUGACAAGGUGCGUCCUGAGAACGGCAGCGCUCAGCAGCGCGGCUGCGCUUCGGCGCACCAUGAACCACACCAACGCGAACACCCCGGCUGCUCUGCUCCGCUGCACGCAGUGCCUCAAGCCGCGCAGGUACUCCCGCCACAUGCGUGGAUCUACCGAGGCAUCGCUGAGUUCACCCAAGGUCCUCUGCAGCGGUGGGAACGGUGGUGGUGGUCACCGUCGUCGACCCCUGCCACGCACACCCUGACCGCCCACAUUACCGUCAGUGCUGCGGCCAUGCAAUGGUCAACCCACGUCAACUACGCCACCGUGCACUCCCUCCAGUGGGUGCUACGCCACCCUCUCGUCGCAUGUACAACGGCAGAGAGCGUUCGACAGUGCUCUUUGACAUCGACUGCUGUCACCGACAUGCUGGCGUUGCUGGAGCUCCUAACCUUGCUGCCACCGCUCCUCGACACGACGGCGCUCCUGAUGGGCGAGGCAGAGGCGGUGCUAGGGGGCGCCUGCGCUGGCGUUAUGGGAAACGCUGGCGAUGGCCGUGAUGGCAGCGGCGGCGGCGGCGGCAUGGCCAUCACGACGAGUAGCGUGCACAGCCACAACGCUGUCAUCGCCAGCACCCCCGCAGCGCCUUCGCACGCUGCAACGCAAGGGUUUCACGCGUAUUACCGCGUCUUCCUCGGUCUUGUGUGCUACGGUGCGAUGCAGCUGAAUGAUGCUGAGGCCAUGGCACUGUUGUCGCGUCCGCAGCCUCCGCCAGCUGGCGUGGUGGCCUCAACGACAGCACCCCACCACCAUGGUGCUGCGUCGCCCUUGUCAGUGACAUGUUCUGCGCAGGCCACGGUGGAUGGUCUGUGGACAAAGUACAUACUGCCGCUCGUGGUAGGCUACAUCAGCGGCAGCGGUGCCGGGGAUGCGUCUGCCGAUCGCAUGGAUGCGUUGACAGCCGCAGACCAGAGCAUCGUGUACACGCUCAUGCUGCUGCGACUGCUGCGGCUUGAAGGGCACAGCGUGCGUCACGGCAGCCGCGGAGGUGCUGCACGUGCCGUCUUACCAACCAAAGGGCGGCAAGGCGCGCCCAACUCCGCCGCGUCGUCGCCGUCGUCGUCGCGUCACCCACGAAAACGCCCACGCCCCGCCGCUGUGGGGGUCUCUGGACCGCUGCCGUGGUGCAACGCACGAAGCGCGCACCCAGGCAGCGACGACACCCGGCCGAGGUGGUGGUCGCCAUCACCGACAACCGCGGAUGUGCACCCCGUCACCGCCCGCUCCCCACCGCCGGGGAGCGUGUCGAGCUCCGCCGUCACCGCGGAUACGGCGACAACCGCAACAACAACGGCCACGACGCACUGCUGCGUCAACAGCGAUCUCGCCAGAAUCAACGAACUCGAGCGAGUGGGCACGGCUGUGGCCGAAGCACGAUACUCAUCAGCUCCAGAAUUUGGCGACGCUCCUCAGCUCCGUCCUAGACACGCGAAGAGCGUUGCACACGAUGCCGCCAGCGGCCUGGUGGACGUCCUCGUGGCCGUGUCCCAAGAGGAACUGCUGGCGCCUCUGCAGCGUCGCAUCCCGCCCCUGGCGCUUCUCGCGCACGAGAGCGCCGCUGGAGGAGCCACAGCAGCCACACAGCAGUGCCCUCCCUCUCCUGCUCCUCCACCCGAGUGGCAAGGAGCGUGCCGGCAGCUGAUUCGUCGUUGGCUGCUGCCGCCGCCGCCGCGGGCACGCGCGCAAAGCGCCGUUCAUGAACGCAGCAGUGACAGCCACCAAACGCUGAUGAAUGGUGACUGCCACAGCCGCCGUUGUCGAGAGUGGACCCCCGAAGAAGGGACGAUGUUGCAUGAGGAGGAAGCCAACCACUGUGCCUCCGUCAAGGCAAGUUACUUUUCAGGUGGGCUGCCGCGGCGGCCGCAGUGGCUCGAUGUCGGCGAGGUGAGCACUGGCAACACGCUGCACCGUCGCGAUAUCCGCCGCGUUUGCGGCCUUCUAGCAGGGCUGGCGCUACGCGUCGCGGACGUUCGUCAGGAGGAGCGGAUUGCGCGCGCCGAAACCCUCCACAGCGACGACGUUAGAUGCUGCUAUGACUAUCUCUACGGCGUGCUACCGCCCGGACUACGCGCCAGAGACGCUGGCCUCAUCACCUUUGCCUCCACAUCCAGCUCUGACGACGGCGAGGAUGUCAACACAGAGGGGUCAGGGGAGGACGCAGGGACUGAUGACGACCUCUACGAUGCAAACAUGCUGCACUGCUCCGCGUCCACAAUCAGCAGCAGCAGCAGCAGUCGGAACACUAUCGGCACCUCGUCGCCGCCAUCAUCAUCCCCGGCAGCAUCUCCGUGA
Molecule: messenger RNA, 5265 nt
Organism: Leishmania braziliensis MHOM/BR/75/M2904
Lineage: Eukaryota; Euglenozoa; Kinetoplastea; Trypanosomatida; Trypanosomatidae
Exons: 1
Coding region: 1-5265 (1754 amino acids)
Source: RefSeq, a predicted model, not a curated record